Molecule: messenger RNA, 825 nt
Organism: Impatiens glandulifera
Lineage: Eukaryota; Viridiplantae; Streptophyta; Magnoliopsida; Ericales; Balsaminaceae
Product: transmembrane protein 205
Exons: 3
Coding region: 39-680 (213 amino acids)
Source: RefSeq, a predicted model, not a curated record
GAGAGAGAGUCAAAACUCAAAAGAAGGAGAGAGAAAAAAUGGCCUGGCUUACCCGAUUCGUGACAGCAGUGACGUUCUUAUCAAUCGGAGUCGUAUUCUCGCCGGAAACCUUCGGAUCAAAUUCCGACGGCCAACAAUCGCCUAAAUUAUCCGUUCUCAUUAAGCUUGCUCAUCUUCUCUGUUUCUCCACCGCCUGGGGAGCUGCUCUAUGGGUCACUUUCAUCGGCGGUAUCAUCAUGUUCAAGAAUCUUCCGAGGCAUCAAUUUGGAAAUCUGCAAAGCAAGAUGUUCCCUGCAUAUUUCUCAAUGGUCGGGGUUUGCUGUGCUGUAUCAGUAGCGUCUUUCGGCUACUUACAUCCGUGGAAAUCGUCCUCCGUUUCCGAACGAUAUCAGCUUAGCUUCCUCGUUUCCGCUUUCGCGUUUAAUCUCAGCAAUCUUCUCAUUUUCACGCCCAUGACUAUCGGGAUGAUGAAGGAGAGGCAUAAAAUUGAGAGGGAUGAGAAUAUUGGAGAAGAGAUUGGUUGGUCAAAGAAUAGGGAAGCUGCUAAGGCUAAUCCUAAACUUGCAGCUAUGAAUAAGAAAUUUGGGAUGAUACAUGGUUUGUCUUCACUUGCUAAUAUCUUCUCUUUUGGUAGUCUGGCAAUGCAUUCAUGGUAUUUGGCAGGUAAACUCAAUCUUUAGCUUUCAAUAUGUGAAACAUUUAUAGUUUGUUGCUAUACUAUUAUGUACUUGGAAGGUAAACUCGAUCUUUAGCUAUCGAUAUGUGAAACAUUUAUAGUGUGCUGUUAUACUAUUAUGAAAAUAAACUUUGCAUCUUGUUAACCAA